AUGUUUACAAGUCCGGUACUGUAUACCUGUAACCCGUAUAUCGAUAAAAACCCUCCAGAUCAUACUUAUACUCCAAAAGAAUGGAAUAACUUUGGACACAUCUCGCUACAAACUGCAGGAAAUACUGAAGAAAUAACCAAAGGGUUACUAUCGUGCUUAGAGAAACAGAAUACAUCUCUUGAAAAUUUGGUUGUCCUUGGUUGUGAUGGAACUAAUAUUAAUACUGAAUGGAAAGGCGGUAUCAUUCAAAAAAUAGAAGUGCAUAUUGGCAAACCGGUUCAUUGGAAAAACUUACCUCUGGAGAGUCCAGAACCUUUGGAUGAGUAG
Psylliodes chrysocephalus is the source of this 327-nucleotide messenger RNA. NCBI's taxonomy places the organism in Eukaryota, Metazoa, Arthropoda, Insecta, Coleoptera, Chrysomelidae. The record is from the annotation of a GenBank genome assembly.